Silurus meridionalis is the source of this 1419-nucleotide messenger RNA. RefSeq names its product regulator of microtubule dynamics protein 2. The coding region runs from base 92 to 1324 and encodes 410 amino acids. The transcript is spliced from 11 exons. Gene Ontology annotation, molecular function: microtubule binding. The record is from RefSeq and is a predicted model, not a curated record. Gene Ontology annotation, cellular component: spindle microtubule; mitotic spindle pole; cytoplasm. Lineage: Eukaryota; Metazoa; Chordata; Actinopteri; Siluriformes; Siluridae.
AAUUAUGGUUGAAUAAAACAUUUAGGUUUUUCUUUAUCAUCUCAACACUUAUAGUGUUGUUUUGUUUAAGUAAUCGGGCUCAAAAAUAUUCAUGGACACAGGGACACAAAUUCUACAAUUUUUACUGAUGGCUCAGGAUGGCAAGGUCCUGGCCCUGGGAGUUCUGGUCGGUGCUGCCGGGAUCAGCUUGGCAGCUUUUUGGUACAAGAGCCGGAGAGCCAUGGUGGGGGUUGCAGGGACAAGUACCUAUUAUGUGUCAAGUAGCAGAAUCACAGACCAUCUUGGAGGCAGUGGGGCACUGCAAGCAGGCCAGGCAGAGGUCCUGGAUCGCCUUGGAGCCCUGAUUCAAUGUGUUUCAGAGCUAAAAGAGGAGGUGAAGGCCCUGAAGAGCGCUUUUCCACACCUGCAGGACCACAUAAGAGACGAGUUAGCGGGGCGGAGUCACAAGCCAAGUCCCCUGAAUAGAUCUACACCCACGAGGAGGAAGAGAGCCAGCGGAGUGGCCAGAUCGCAGGGGCAGAGCUCAGAAGAAGCAGAAAGUGAAGGGGGGUAUAUCACAGCACUGACAGACACUGAUGAAGAGGGUGAGAGUGAAGACGAAAACACAGUUGUAGAGCGGCUGGAUGAGCUCACGCUUCUGUUACAGAGGGCAGAUAGGCUGCAUGCAUGCAAUGGAACCGAGAAGAAAGAAGGCUUGUUCAUACUUCUUGAGCAGAAAGAGAAGUAUGAUCAGAAGUGUCAGUACCUGUGGCGGUUAACCAGAGCCUAUGCUGAUGCUCAUGACCUGGCUGGAGACCUUCAAGAAAAGAAGAUAUAUGCUGAAACAGGGAAGCAAAUUGGUGAACAAGCCAUUUCAGUGAAUCCGAUGUGUGCUGAAAGUCAUCAGUGGUAUGCUAUUUUAUGUGGACUUCUGUCAGAAUAUGAAUCGAUCCAGAAUAAGAUAAAGAACGGCUACCUUUUCAAGGAUCAUUUGGACAAAGCCAUUGAGCUAAAGCCGCAGGAUCCUCUGUCUUAUUACCUGCUGGGCCGCUGGUGCUAUGCUGUGGCCCAGUGUACAUGGAUUGAGAGGAAAAUUGCUGCUACACUAUUUGGAGAGCCUCCAAGCGCAACAGUUGAUGAUGCCCUGCAGAACUUCCUCAAGGUAGAGGAGAUGUGUCCGAAGUACUCUAAGUAUAACUAUGUGUUUUUAGCAAAGUGCUAUAAAGACCUGGGCCAGAGGAUCAAAGCAAAGAAAAUGUGUGACGCUGCAUUGGACAUGAAACCAAUAACUAAAGAGGACGAAGAAGCACAGAAGGAGCUGGACUCUCUUCUCUUGUUACUUUAGUCAGAAACAUACUCUUUUUUUAGGGCACAUUUGUGGUGAUUGACUCAAGUUGUGACCAUAUGAGUGUUAUUUCACCUUUUUUCUGAAUUUUCUAU